Molecule: messenger RNA, 1951 nt
Organism: Anolis sagrei ordinatus
Lineage: Eukaryota; Metazoa; Chordata; Lepidosauria; Squamata; Anolidae
Product: E3 ubiquitin-protein ligase RNF182-like
Source: RefSeq, a predicted model, not a curated record
UUUAAAUACGAAUUAAUAACGAAUUGCGAAAUUAACGAACGAAACCGCCCAAACCUAAUACAAUUCCAUCCAUCUGUUCACUCACUCAUCACGAGCCCACCCCUCCUGUGCUGUUCUCUGUGCUCUCUCUGUCCUCAGGUUGGGACAACAACAACAACGACGCCAUGUCUCGGGUGCCAGAGGAGCCCGAGUGCCAGAUCUGCUACGACCGCUUUGACCUCCGCUCCCGCCGGCCAAAGCGCCUGCUGUGCGGCCACUGCGCCUGUGCCCGGUGCCUGCGGAGGAUGGUGGAGCCGGCGGAGUCGGAGAAUGCGCUGGAGGCAUUGGGGUCCCCGGCCUUGCUGAGCUGCCCCUUCUGCCGCCAGGAGACCCCCGUCCCGCAGAGGGAGGUGGGCCGGCUGCCGGACGACGCCACCGUGCUGCCUCUCUUGACCGGCCCACGCUCGGGCCCGGAGGUGCUGCUGUGCCCGGGAGGUGCCCUGGAGACCCUCCCCGGGGGUCCCCUCGGCAGCCCCUCCUCUUCGCCCUCCUCCUCCUCGGACUGCCUGGUGGUGACGCUGCUGGAGCUGCCCCUGGAGGGGCCGGAGGGGUCCCUGGGGCUGCUGGAGGUCAUGCGCCUGCACCGCCCGCCCAGCCUGGGCUCCCUGCCUUGCUCCCUGCCGCUGGUGGGCAAGUGCCAGCCCUGCCUGGGGGGGGGCUCCUCCUCCUCCUCCUGGGGCCCCCAGGACCUGCCCCGCUUCAUGCUGGGCGCGCUCUGCCUGGCCUACCUCAGCUCCCUGCCCUUCGGCAUCUACCUCCUCCUGGAGGGGCACCUCAACCUGGGCAUCGUCCUGGUCAGCCUGGUCCCCUCCACGCUCAUCCUCUGCCUCUGCUACAGCCUCGGACAGUGCCUCUGCCAGGAGGCCUUCCUCGCGGGGCCCUCCUCCGCCUCCUCCUGAGGGCCCUUAGGGAGGACCCUGCAUCCCCCAGACCCACUUUGCCCCCCACACCCUCCAUGGACCCUCCAAGGGGCAGUGGCCGCAGAUGGGGACCUUGAAGUCAUGCCACACACCUGACACCAACACAUCAGGGUCCUUGGGCAGUGGAAUCUGCUGCUUCUUGGGAGUCCAUUGAAGGUUAUAAAGCAGAGGCUGGAUGGGCAUCUGUCGAGAGGGAUUGCAUGGUACUUUCCUACCUAACUUGGACUGGAUGGCCUUUGGGGUCCCUUCUGAAUCAUUCUAUGAUUCUAGGAUCUCAGAGGCUGGAAAGCCAUCUAUUGGGAGGGAUUGGGUGGUGUUGGCAGAAAGAGAGAAGGAGGUUGGACUGGAUGGCCUUUGGGGUCCCUUCUGACUCAAUCUGUGAUUCUAGGAUCUGUGAUUCUAGGAAGGUCAUCUGUCAGGAGGGAUUGCCUGGUGUUUUCCUGCCUGGCUUGGACUGGACAGCCUUUGGAGUCCCUUCUGACUCAUUCUAGGGUUCUAAGGUCUCAGAGGCUGGAAGGUCAUCUGUUGGGAGGGAUUGGAUGGUGCUGGCAGAAAGAGAGAAGGGGCAUGGACUGGACGGUCUUUGGGGUCCCUUCUGACUCAUUCUACAAUUCUAGGAAUUCAGGGGCUGGUAGGCCAUCUAUCGGGAGGGGUUGCCUGGUGCUUUCCUGCCAGGCUUGGACUGGACGGCCUUUGGAGUCCCUUCUGACUCAUUCUAGGGUUCUCAGAGGCUGGAAGGUCAUCUGUUGGGAGGGAUUGGAUGGCACUGGCAGAAAGAGAGAAGGGGCUUGGACUGGAUGGCCUUUGGGGAACCUUCUGACUCAUUCUAGGGUUCUAGGAUUUCAGAGGCUGGAAGGUCAUCUGUUGGGAGGGAUUGUAUGAUGUUUUCCUGCCUGAAAGAAAGAGAGAAGGGGCUUGGACAGGACGGCCAUCCUUCUGACUCAGUCUAGGAUUUCAUAUGAGGACCCAGACCCACUUUGCCCCCCCCAUCC